CCCACAAUCCAAGCACCCAGAAACAAUGACAUUGCACCCACUUCACACCACCCAAUUCUUCAUUCCCUCAUUCUAUAUGGAGCUUCUCCUUUUAUUUCAUCCACUUUGAUCUGUUCAUUCCUUACAAGAAGAAGAAGAAGCAGCAGAAGAUGAAGAAGAUCAACUUGAUACUCAGGAAGUGCAAGACCCUGUCAAGGCAGCUUGGGAGAUCUUCAUCCUACAGCAGCCUGAGAUCCAAAUCCACCCGAGAAAAUGUAUGGGGAGACAUGCAUGAAGAAGAACACAGGGAAGCCAUACUGGUAGGGAGCUCAAAAAGGAGAUACAUGAUAAGUUCUAAGUACUUAAACCACCCUCUCUUGAACGCCCUCAUUGAUAAAUCAAAGCAAAGGCCCGGAGAGGCUUUACUGGUGAAGUGUGAGGUGGUUCUCUUUGAUCAUCUCUUGUGGAUGCUUGAGAAUGGUGAUCCAAACCUCAGUUCUGAGUCCUUAGAAGAACUGGCCGAGCUCUACGUGCUCUGAGGCCACGCCAAUGAUGAAGUAUUCGACUAGUUUAGAAGCUUAAUCUGUCCAUGGUAGGCUGCAGCUUCAUUCUGGAUUAUUUGGGAGGUGAUAUUCGGGGUUUUUUUUCUAUGCAUUUGUUCUAUAGUUGUUGGUAAUUAAUCUCUUCUUGUCUAAGUUUCUAACUCACUGUUUGUGAAGAUGCAACAGUUUAUUUUUUGCCAUGUACUUGGGGUUUUGUUGUGUUAUAUGAUUCUUGAUGCCUACAUUUCAAUAAAAUUCUCCAAAGGAAUCUUGCCAAGAAAUGAUGUUUCGAUGUUGGUGGAGGAAUUAAUUAACAAACUAUAGUUUGAUGCAGUGAUUCAAUUGUUUGUUGAUAUUCAAAUGGACCCACUUGGGUGUUUGUAUUGUAGUUUCAAUUGAGUGCAUGUUGAGAGCAAA
Messenger RNA from Vitis riparia (riverbank grape), 938 nucleotides. Its product is annotated as auxin-responsive protein SAUR77. Gene Ontology annotation, biological process: response to auxin. Lineage: Eukaryota; Viridiplantae; Streptophyta; Magnoliopsida; Vitales; Vitaceae. The transcript has a single exon. The coding region runs from base 150 to 518 and encodes 122 amino acids. The record is from RefSeq and is a predicted model, not a curated record.